Molecule: messenger RNA, 2381 nt
Organism: Lotus japonicus
Lineage: Eukaryota; Viridiplantae; Streptophyta; Magnoliopsida; Fabales; Fabaceae
Exons: 15
Coding region: 212-2239 (675 amino acids)
Source: RefSeq, a predicted model, not a curated record
UCUUUGUCCAAAAGGACUUAACGAACAAGAUACAAUCCCCGGCGCGCCACGUCAGUCUCCACCGACCUUCCACUUCAAAACGCAAACACAUUAAACUCUUUCAAACAAGCACGUCGAUCCUUCUUUCCUUCCUUCACAAAAUGACAAGUUUCAAUUCCCACAACAAUCACCCAAACAACGAUCCCUCUCACUAGCACUUCCGUCUUCGCAGAUGGCGGCACCACCACCACCAACGACGUCGUUUUUAUCGCCGACGCAGAGGUACGCCGCCGCAGCAUUGUUCGGCCUCGCUCUUCACGAAGCCCAGGUUAACCAGACUCAUCCACUAGCCUCACCCGCUUCCGAGAACUCUUCUUCCCUCUCUGAGGAGCGAACCAGUAGUGGCUCCAGCAGUGAUUCAGUUUCCGAUGACCCCGAUCUUUGGGUCCACCGCCGCUCCGGUUUGCUCCGCCCCGUUUUCAAGUUUCUAGAUAUUGAUUCUGCUGCGUGGUGUGGGCUAGAGGAAACUGCUGGGGCGUCUGUAGCUACACAUCAUGUGGGACCAUUUUUGAGAUUGCUCUCAGAAGAAUUUGAUGAUGAUUCUUCUCAAAGGCUCGAUCAAGAACUGGCCUUGUCGAAAGCGGUUGAUGGUUUUUUACUUGACAUGGAGAAAAACUUGGAGUCUUCUGAGUCUAAAAAAGAGAAGCUUCAUGAAUAUAAGCAUCAGUGUCUCGAAAAAUUUUCAACUCCAGAUGGUGAACCUAGUUCUGAAAAGAUAGAUUUAAACUUGGAUAUUCAGCAGGAGACAGAGGCCACCCCUUUUCUUGACUGUAAAGAGCCACCACAGCAAGGAUUUGGUACUGGUGAGAUUGAUGAGAAACCAAUUGAAGAAGCUAUGAUGCUGAGUGAUCAGAGGAAAGUGACGGUUCUCUAUGAACUUCUCACUGCUUGUCUUGCAAAUUUGAGUGAAAAUGACAAGGAUUGUACCCGGAGAAGAAAGGGUUAUGAUGCUCGGCAUCGUGUGGCUCUGCGGUUGCUUGCAACAUGGUUUGAUAUCAAGUGGACAAAAAUGGAGGCCAUUGAGACCAUGGUUGCUUGUACUGCAAUGGCUAUCAUGAAAGAGCAAGAAGCAGAGAAAGAAGAAACUCAGUCAAAAAAAGGCAAGUGGGCUAAACUGAAGCGUGGUGGUAUUAUUGGUGCGGCUGCAUUAACUGGGGGAGCCUUGUUGGCUAUUACUGGUGGGUUAGCUGCACCAGCAAUUGCUGCAGGACUUGGUGCUUUGGCUCCAACUUUGGGCACUCUGAUCCCUGUAAUUGGAGCAAGUGGAUUUGCUGCAGUUGCUGGUGCUGCUGGAACUGUUGCUGGUUCCGUUGCUGUUGCUGCAUCGUUUGGAGCUGCUGGAGCUGGACUUACAGGAAGCAAAAUGGCUAGGAGAAUUGGCGAUGUUGAUGGGUUUGAUUUCAAAGCUAUAGGAGAAAACCAUAACCAAGGCAGGCUAGGGGUUGAGAUCUUGGUCUCUGGAUUUGUCUUUGAGAAGGAUGAUUUUAUAAGGCCAUGGGAUGGGCUGAAUGACAACCUGGAGAGGUAUGCGCUAGAGUGGGAAACUAAGAAUCUAAUUGCCGUGAGCACUGCAAUUCAAGAUUGGCUUACUUCAAGACUUGCGAUGGAGCUGAUGAAGCGAGGGGCAAUGAUGACUGUAUUGAGCACACUUUUAACUGCUUUGGCUUGGCCAGCUGUGUUACUUUCAGCAACUGAUUUCAUUGACAGUAAAUGGACCAUAGCUAUUAACAGAUCAAACAAAGCAGGAAAGUUGCUUGCUGAAGUAUUAUUAAAAGGAUUGCAAGGAAAUAGGCCAGUGACACUUGUAGGAUACUCACUUGGGGCAAGAGUCAUUUUCAAGUGCCUACAGUGUUUGGCUAAAACAGAAAAUGGCGCUGAACUAGUAGAAAGAGUUGUACUUCUUGGAGCACCUAUCCCAAUACAGGAUGAGAACUGGGAAGCUGCUAGAAAGAUGGUAGCAGGAAGAUUUAUAAAUGCUUAUUCAAGGAAUGACUGGAUGCUUGGAAUUGCCUUCCGUGCCAGUCUACUUACGAAAGGAUUAGCUGGAAUCCAACCAGUCCCUAUUCCUGGGAUACAAAAUGUUGAUGUGACUGAUCACAUCGAAGGCCAUUCUUCUUAUCUGUGGGCUACACAACCGAUAUUAGCACAACUUGAAAUAGAUACAUAUUAUCCUGUCUAUAACAGUAUUUCUUGUAUAUAGUUAACACCCCGUUUGGAGGGGCUCUAUAUAUCUAUGUAUAUUUCUGUUAGUUGUUGAAUCAAUUGCAGUGAAUGUAGAAAAUGCUAAGAAAUUAAUAUUGAUUCAUUCUAACUCUUUAAAUGUUGAGAAAAAGUUUCAUGCA